GAUACGGCUCGGGUUGAGAUCGUACGGGUCAUCACUUGAUUCCUUGUGAGUCUUGGGAAAGUGGAAGAACCAUGCGGUCAUAAGCUUUGUUCACUAGAUUCCCGCCAGCAAAUCAGUAGUAUGAGGAGGUUGUCUUCCUCCUCCUCCUCCUCCGAAGAAGUUGGUCUCCGGGAGCACCUGCGAGCUUCCAGCCAAGCGAAGCCCUGAUCGUCGCGGACCCGGAGACGCAGCUCGACUCUCGCAAGACACAUGUGCGGUAAGUCGCUACAGAGACAGAUAAGUCUCAGCCGCGGAUAGGAACUAGAGAAAGCCUUGCGGGGAAAUAUCUUCGGGACGGGAUCGAAAUAGCGUAGAACGGAUUAAGGCAGGACCAUGCGGCAGCAACAAUUUCUGUACAUAUGAUGCUUCGACGCUUCAGCGAUGCAUAUCACCGUGUGAUGGUAGUUAUCGCAUGGUCCAUGAUAAGGGGCGCUGGAUGAUGAGACGGCGUCCGACACGUCCCUCGGGUCAACGAGUAGACACCUCCAGAGCCUCGAAUACGGCCGCGAAAGACAUGCUGGCGCCAUGGACGGUCUGCGGCUACGAACGUGAAAUGAUCCAAAUCAAGAGACAGCAUCCCAGCUGUCGCGUGCUUUGGGACCACGACGCUUCGUAUGCGCACGUCGGCCGAGCAGCACAUUUCAAGUAGCUUUCCCCUGGCACUGGGGUAACAAGGGCAUAAUCUCGGCGGGACACACCUCGCGAUAGC
This is a messenger RNA of Gloeophyllum trabeum ATCC 11539, 748 nucleotides long. RefSeq lists its product as uncharacterized. NCBI's taxonomy places the organism in Eukaryota, Fungi, Basidiomycota, Agaricomycetes, Gloeophyllales, Gloeophyllaceae. The record is from RefSeq and is a predicted model, not a curated record. Bases 452 to 688 code for a protein of 78 amino acids. The transcript has a single exon.